Messenger RNA from Wallemia mellicola CBS 633.66, 735 nucleotides. RefSeq lists its product as hypothetical. Lineage: Eukaryota; Fungi; Basidiomycota; Wallemiomycetes; Wallemiales; Wallemiaceae. Gene Ontology annotation, molecular function: cyclin-dependent protein serine/threonine kinase regulator activity; protein kinase binding. The transcript is spliced from 2 exons. The coding region runs from base 25 to 639 and encodes 204 amino acids. Gene Ontology annotation, biological process: regulation of cyclin-dependent protein serine/threonine kinase activity. The record is from RefSeq and is a predicted model, not a curated record. Gene Ontology annotation, cellular component: cyclin-dependent protein kinase holoenzyme complex; nucleus.
CGCACAAGUUGGCUUAUAAACACUAUGUUUCAGAUAAAAACACAACAGUCACAUCCUCAUUUACCUGACUUAGGGGCUUUUAUUCACAAAUCACUUAGAAGGACAAGAUUACCUUCAGAGAUAACCGUCCUCGUUGUGGCCUUAUUAGUUAGACUGAAAUCACGUUGGCCUCAAGCUGCUAGUUCGUCGACAGCAGCUGGACAAGCAGGACAUCGUCUAUGGUUAGCUGCGUUUAUGAUAGCUUACAAGACAAGCAUAGAUGAUUGCUUCUCAAAUGCUAGCAUAGUCGCUCUCUGUCAAGGUAGCUAUAAGCUUUCACAAAUAAACGCGAUGGAACGCGAAUUAUUGAUCUUAUUGGAUUAUCAGACACAUUUUAAUGAUAAGGAAAUACGAGAAACUCGUACCUUAUUUGGUGAUCCACCUCCUAUCCAAGUCUCAGUUGACAAGGAAAUGUCACGUUUAUCCAUCACCAACUCGUAUUGUGAAGAAAGUAAACCAAUACCAGUACAGCUUAAGAGUCAUUUCAGCUCACCAUCAUCGUCGUCGUCGAUAUCAUCCGAUGAAGACAGCUUCUACUGUCAAAGUUCACCUGAUACGAUGCCUGACUAUCACCCAUAUGCUUAUCCGGAGUUUAAAUAAUGCAAAUGUAUUAAAGAUACCCGUAAUCUUUCUCGACUCGUUUAUCAAUCAUGUAACUUAAUAUCCUUUUAAUCUUAAAUAAUAAAAUCAAAUUCC